This is a messenger RNA of Neoarthrinium moseri, 324 nucleotides long. RefSeq lists its product as uncharacterized. The transcript is spliced from 3 exons. The record is from RefSeq and is a predicted model, not a curated record. NCBI's taxonomy places the organism in Eukaryota, Fungi, Ascomycota, Sordariomycetes, Amphisphaeriales, Apiosporaceae. Bases 1 to 324 code for a protein of 107 amino acids.
AUGGUCUACACACUCACCGUCCACAUGUAUGCGAAGGACGAUCCGGAUGCGAUCGAGAGACUGAGGCUCAAGCUGAUCGAGGCGGCGCGCAUCUACCGCAAGGACAAGGAGACGGUCGACUGGUUUGUGAUGCAGGACGUCCACGACCCGCGGGCCUUCACUGUCGUCGAGCGCUUCGAGCAGGAGUCUUCUCAGAAAUACCACCUUGAGAACCCGUACUGGAAGACAUUCGACCCAUAUGUGAUACCUUUGUUGGCUAAGCCCAUGGAUUUGAGAAGACACGAAGAGUUGGACACAAGCAAGGAUGUCGUUGUUCCCCAGUAG